Anneissia japonica is the source of this 2816-nucleotide messenger RNA. RefSeq lists its product as uncharacterized. The record is from RefSeq and is a predicted model, not a curated record. NCBI's taxonomy places the organism in Eukaryota, Metazoa, Echinodermata, Crinoidea, Comatulida, Comatulidae. The transcript has 6 exons. The coding region runs from base 808 to 2061 and encodes 417 amino acids.
UUUGAUGAAGGUGUAAACCACCGCUCCUUAAAAUCGACCACCUUAGUCCUCAAAAGAUAUCUAGGAGGUGUGUUUCAACGCAGCAUCAUCCUGAGGGAAGAACAAUUAUGUGAAGCCUAUUUAAAUUUUAGAUGCUUUAGUUAUGAGCGUAUGAUACCACCCGUUCGAUUUGUGUCUCGUAACCUCCUAAUGUUGUUCUUAGGUUCUCAGGGCAUUUUAAAUGAAGUAUGUGAUGAGUUUGUCGUGCUUGUUCAUUCAGACAUUCCUAUCAAUAGCCGUGGAUAAAUAAUUUAGAAGGAUAACUCAUCUGCUGGUUUUGAACCAUCUCGAUUUGCCUUUGAUGACUUUACUUGCGUGAGUCUCAAACCGCUUGUCCAAAAUUCCAAGAACAAAUAUGGCAAGAGAUGUGAAACCGCUUGCCGGUUAUUGAUAUUAAUGUUUUUUGUCUGCCUUUUAGAUGUAUAAUAUUGUCUAUACAUUUGUUCCAGCUUAGGUCAUCCUUGCAUAUUGUAACACCAAGAAGCAUUAUGCAGUCAUAUCCGUUUAAAAUACUAACAAACUAGUUUCAAAGUUUGAGUCAUGAGAGAAAAGCUAGUUAUUACGUAAAACCACCAACGUUAUCGGCCAACUUGGUCCUGAGUAUAAGAAUAGAAUGACCUUCCCUUUUGUAUAUUUCGCUUGUAUUUAAAAGGUAUGACGUACCUUACCUUUAAAUGAGAUUGGUAUCAGGAAUAAUCACUACAAAGAACAGAUUCUCUGUGCUUCCAAGUCCAUUGCUUUGUUCUACUACAGUGCACUCUUGCAAUUAUGCCGUUGCUUCACUACUUUUUUGUCGUAAUCUGCUUAUAUACCAUUAACCCAAUGGUCCAAGGAAACGCAUUGGAUAGACACGGUGAUGUAGAAAUUGGCGACAAUGGUAAACUAUCGUUACUUGACAGAAGGAAACGUAUGCCCGGUUGUGAUUUUAUAUGUCGAUGUUGGGAUGACGUGGAUAAUAGCAUUAUGGAUGAGCGCAUGCUACCAGAAAACUGUAUUAAUUUCAAUGAAGAAGUUCUAUGUUACAAGUUUAUUGAAUCUUCCGGUGAUAUUAAACUAGAUGCAGAAGAAUGCACACGUCAUAAUACUGACUAUGGGCUAGCAGAUGUAAAUAGCGCCCUCUUACUUGAUGGAAUUGCACAACUUGCAAGGUCAGACAGCAUUGCUGACAGAUAUUGGCUGCGCGUGGGAUCAUCUUUGCAGAACAUCCCACCGACAGGCCCAUGUUCUACUUAUAAAGAUGAUUCUACUCUUAAUGAUAAUGAAUGCACUUACCUUCAGAUUAAGAACGAUGAAUAUGAAGUCAGAAAACGCAUGUGCCGAGAUGCCUCAACCAAUGACGGAUUCAUAUGCCAAGGAAGGCUUGAGACAACACGAGACACACCAACGACAUCAUUGGACAAAAUAUUCACCGGAAGUGACGUCACAACUAAAGUAAAAAUGGCGUCACAGGCUACUUUUAAACAACAGCCAAAUGAUUCUAAAAUGCCGGAUGCUGUUAUACCAAUAUCAAUCGCUUUAGCCGUAGCUGUCGUUUGUAUUGCUGUCUUAGUAGUCAUCAUAAUGUUGAAAAGACGAACACCAGACGACAGUGGAUCUGGGACUAAUCCUCAAAAUGAACUUGAAAAACAAGAUCCAGUGAUAAACCAAGAAAACGAACAAGACUGUGCUGAUAGUUCAUCAAGCUUAAAUCAGUAUUCAAAGUAUGAAACUUCUUUACCGGGAGACUAUGCAUACCUCAGUGAUUAUGUGCUCAAGAAUCACGGCCCAGAUUAUUGUGUCGUAGAGGAUGACGUUUAUAAUGGGAAAUAUGAAUAUCCGAUGUUGCCAUUAUCUGUCGAGAAUUCGAACGCUGAAACUCUUUUAAAUGAUCCUUCUUAUGAUAGUCUUGGCCCCCAUUAUGACGUGUUAAACCGCGAAGAAGAGGGGGAACAAGCGCCAUCUGCUUAUGAUGAUUUAGAGAACGGAGCAGAAAUGCCCGAAUAUGAAUAUUCUUAUGCUUAUUAUACUGAUCUUAUAAAGUGAAGUGAAUAAUUGAUCAGAAUCAGUUAGUAUGUUUUUAUUAUUGUUAUUUGCACAUUACAUACAUUUUUCAUAAUUUAUUUUCGGAGAUCACAUCUUGUGUUGAAGACACUUAAAAUGAAUACUGGUGUUGUAUCAUCAUACUGUAUAGUGUGAAAUGAUUGCCUCAAAUGCGAUUCAGACUUCCAACAAAAGAUUCCAGUUGGUUGAGGUGUUUGCAUAGAAACCUUCUGGUAUAAAUUAAAUCCCAACCGCCUUCUCGCUUAUUGAACCAGAUAUCAGAACUUGAUUUAUAUAUAUAUUUUUUCGUUUCCUAUUUUUUCUUCAGUUCAUAAUAUUACAUAAAGUAUUUUCCCAUACCAUAUAAUUCAAGAUACUUUUGGUUUUAACACCAACAAAUAUAACUAAUUUCUUAUAACUAAACAAUAUGAAUAUUUAUUAGACGCUGGUUGGAACGGGACGCUUACCUUUGCUUCUGGUGUGGUGGAACAUGUCUUCUCGGAUAAGGAUUAUAAACCGUACUUCCAGUGUACACAAUUGACUCAUGUGCACUUUAAACAACAAAGUACUGGUCCGUAUAGCCCCUGUUGUGGACAGACUAGAGUAGCUGGUACCGCUUACCGGGUAGCUCAGACACAAACAGACCCUUAGGGGAGAAGAAAGUUACUGUAUUAGCUUGUCCACGCUUCGAACGCUUUGAGAGUGUGGUGUACAGCGCUGUAUAAAUUCAACUAUUCUUAUUGUUAUUCUUCUUCUUC